GAGUGACGACGGACCAAAUAACUGUUGCACGUCAAGAUGGCGCUGCUCAUGGACACCAGACUUUUACUGAGAAAAGUUAAAGAUUUAAGGUGUUUAACCCCACGACGAAACCGAGUGAAGGAAAAAUGGGCUGUCACACGUACCAAGCACCCUCCCACCAGCCUGGCUCUGCAGCACUUUGAUGCCACCCACAGCGUCCAGCUGGGGCCGCUGUGGCCAUCAGUCCGAGCAGCCUUGCUGUCAGAGAAGAAAUACGGAGCCCUGCUCAAUAAUUUCUCCUAUGAUGUGGUUCUGGCAGACCUUGAAGCCCAGGGAUGCAGAGACUUCCUCCGUGACGCAGAUACAGAAGUUUCUGCAGCUCAGCCAUUCUUGGAGCAAGAAUCUGAGGUUGUGGGCGAUGAGGAAUCCAGUGGUGUUUCCAUAUCUAAGAAAUCUGGCAUUGAUGGUCAGCAGCUAUCUCCCCUCCACCUCAGUCCUCACAUCAAGUGCUUAGUGUUUCCAAGAGGGGAUAUCACAAGAUUCAAGCCCGCAAGACCAGACAUGUGUGGCUUGUUGGGUUACUACCUGAUGGAUGCAGCCUCUCUGCUGCCUUGUCUCGCACUGGAUGUCCAAGAAGGUCACAAUGUGCUUGACCUCUGUGCUGCUCCAGGAGGCAAGACUUUGGCUUUACUUCAGACCCAGUCUAUAGGUUAUUUGUGCGUUAAUGACGCCUCAGUGUCUCGGACGUUGCGACUGAGAAAAGUCCUCAACAGCUACGUUCCUAAGCCGCUUUUAGCUGAUGAGAAACUACGCAUCACCUCCUUUGAUGGCACCAUUUGGGGGGAUAUUGAAAGGAACACUUUUGACAGAGUCCUCAUUGACGUCCCCUGCACCACAGACAGACAUUCACUGAUGGAGGACGACAACAACAUAUUCAGUAAGAGCAGGACCGGUGAAAGACGAAAGCUCCCGCAGUUACAGCUGGAGCUACUGAUGGCUGGAAUCGAAGCAACUUGUCCGAGUGGGGAGAUCCUUUACUCCACCUGCACACUUUCUCAAAUCCAGAACCAGAGUGUGGUGGAACAGGCAAUCGUCUUGGCUCGAGAGAACCACGGCAUCCAGCUUCAGGUUGUUGAUCUGCGACCCCUCACACACAUGUUCAGGAAAACCUUUCACUUUGCUCCCGACCUCCACCUGGGUGAGAUGGUUAUCCCACACUUAGCCGCUAACUUUGGCCCCAUCUACAUGUGCAAGCUACGGAGGCUCACAUAGACCGGUGACAGCUUCUCCUAAAAGCUUGUGGACAUUUGAAUGACUGUUACGGCUUUAUGGACUAAUGAGAAGAUCCUCUUGACUCGUCUUUCCGUACACACUGUAGCUGUUGGAACCUUUCGUCAUGGUGGUGGACUGUUGAAACACUGGGCUACAGUUGGUUAAAUGUGAAAGAAACACACAAACAAUCCAGUUGAAGGACCUGGACCAUAACAUUAUUAUUGUGUACAGCAUUGAGACAACAGGAACACCAAAUUCAAUUUACGAGAUUUUUCGACAAAUCAGUCAGUUAAAACUCUGAUUUGUUGUUUUUUCGAGUGAACCAGCUUUUUAAUUGUAGUUUUACUUUUUUACCUGUAGGUGGCAACAGUAGCUCAAGAUUAAAAGUAUCCUGUUCCCAUGAAAGGAUAUCCUUUGAGUUCACUUUACCGAAACACAAAUUUCCAUCAGAAUCACAAGCUCUCUUUAAGCCUCAAAUGAAAAUGUGGUUGGCUUGUUUCAUUGUUAUUCAUCAGGUUUGAUGGCUUUGCCUAAUAAUGCGAUAUGUGGGUAUAUGGAAUGAGGGCAUAAUGAACAGGGAAGUAAUGACUUUUUUGACCAUUUGGUUUCUCACAUCUGAAUCUGUAAAACUUUCAUUAUUAUAUCUGGAUUGACUCUGUUUUGCAUUGACAUCACUCAGAGUUGAAAUGUUUCCUCUUAUCACUGCCUAAUGUGAGCAGAGAGGUGCCUCUUUUUCCAUCACACCGCCGAUGACCCUUUAUGUUGUCCUGGCCAGGCAAUGUAGCGUGAAAAAGGUGUGUGUGGUCUGUGUGUGUGUGUGUGUGUGUGUAUGUGUCUAACGAGUCCACCAUCCACAUCCCACUGUCAUUAAGCUGCUCCAAGUGCAGGAGCCGACUCCCAUCCCCGUGCAGGGAUGGACGGCAGCCAUGCGGCUCCCAGAUGAACAUUAAAGAGGCAGCAGAGAGCUAAAAUGGGACAUCUCUGCCUGUUUUGCCCUUCCGCUUUUUUAUUCCACAGAUGAGUGCAGAUAAUUUUCUGUGCGAUUGUGAGUGAUUACUGUAUUACUGCGGUAAAAGGGGGAUGUAUCUGGGAAUGCAGAGGGAAUUAAUGACACAUAAAAACUAUUUUUGUAUUGACUGCUUUCGUCUCCAGGGCCUUGAAUGCCUCUUCGCACAUCUUGUGAUUACCUAAACGUAUUGUAAAUAUGUGUUUCCUAUGGGCUCUUACAUAAAUUUACAUGUUUUAACACUUGGGAGACGGCAGACUGUUAGAGAUGAGUUACUCUCUCUUCUGCCUGCCUAUAGACUCGACUGGCUGUCUGCUUUAUUAUUGAAUUAGCCAAUGAAGCGCUGUGCAUUUGUGUCUCUGUGUGUAAGCCUGUGUUAGGAAGAUUAAUGCUGUGUAUUAAAAAGAUGAAUAUUAUGGAUUUAACUCCACAACCAUGCUUCUGUUGCAUUUUCAAAUACAAUUUCAACAUUGCUUUCUUUGAUAAUAAACAUGUAAAACACUG
This is a messenger RNA of Cyclopterus lumpus (lumpfish), 2761 nucleotides long. RefSeq names its product NOP2/Sun RNA methyltransferase 4 (gene nsun4). The record is from RefSeq and is a predicted model, not a curated record. The transcript has 8 exons. Gene Ontology annotation, cellular component: mitochondrial large ribosomal subunit. Bases 37 to 1251 code for a protein of 404 amino acids. Gene Ontology annotation, biological process: rRNA methylation. NCBI's taxonomy places the organism in Eukaryota, Metazoa, Chordata, Actinopteri, Perciformes, Cyclopteridae. Gene Ontology annotation, molecular function: methyltransferase activity.